Cucumis melo (muskmelon) is the source of this 1378-nucleotide messenger RNA. RefSeq lists its product as uncharacterized. Lineage: Eukaryota; Viridiplantae; Streptophyta; Magnoliopsida; Cucurbitales; Cucurbitaceae. Gene Ontology annotation, biological process: negative regulation of ATP-dependent activity. Gene Ontology annotation, cellular component: mitochondrion. The coding region runs from base 42 to 344 and encodes 100 amino acids. The record is from RefSeq and is a predicted model, not a curated record. The transcript has 2 exons. Gene Ontology annotation, molecular function: ATPase inhibitor activity.
CGCUGUUACUCUCUAGAACAUUUCGAUUCCCAUAAGCGCAAAUGGCCAUGCGAUCGGUGCUCAGUCGUUCGUCGUUGACUCCUUGUACGGCGCGUGCCGCCGGAGCCGGUGGAUUCCGGUUCCUCUCCGACGGAAAAGGUCGAGUGCUUAGUGAGGAGGAGCGUGCUGCCGAGAACGUCUACAUCCAGAAAAUGGAAAGAGAAAGGUUGGAGAAGCUGAGGCUUAAGGCAGAGAAAGAAAAGGCUGAGAAGGAGAAAGAACAGUCUGAGAAGGUAUUCGUCACUCUUAUAAUUUUGGUUGGAAUUGUCAAAUGUUGUUUAUUAGUUGAUUUGUGGCAUGUAUGACAGUGAAGAACUGUGUUUUGUGAUAAUGCAAUAUUUCUUUUCAUCAUGCCUUACGGCUUGGUGGGAGGUGGGAGGUGGGAUCCAUCAUCAUCCUUUGUUUGUUCCCAACCCUUCGGUUGAGUAACUUGCACUGACUAUUUAUUCGAUUUCUUGUAUCUAUAUGGAAAUUGAGCGAAGCUUCCAGAUAAAUAGAUAUCGAUUGCAAGCUAUUAUGGUCAUCUUUUGCUUGUGUCCAAUCCAAUUGUGGUUCAUUAGGAACGACGUAUUUUCAUAGCUGCUGAAAUUUAAUGGGAUUUAAUUCUUGAAUCUUCGUUUCUUGUUUCCUGCAGAAAUUUGUUACCACCAUUGAAGUAUUCUUUAAAUAAAGCCCGCUUCUAGAAUGCUAUUAUGGCAGUAUGCCGAAGCACCUUUUGUUCUUCUAUCUCUUUUUCUUUCGGUUCUUCGUUUUUCUAGUCAUCAUACUGAUCUGAAACUUUCUCACUAAUUUUUGUACUUUUACCAUUCCCCAAACAAAUGUAUUAGUUGAGGUAUUAGAUUCCACCUCAAAACCAAUUUGGAACGAGUAGCAUAUCUAUCUUGAGUGUGAGGCUUUUGGUUUUUCUCUUUUCAAUGUGGAAUCUCAACAUAUCCCUCAAGAUAAUCUCUCUUUUGUGUUUACCAUUCUUGAUUGGACCUAAUACUUGCCUGGGCUAGGCUCUAGCACCAUAUUAGAUAAUAUGGGUUUCAUCUCAAACCAAUUCUUAACAAGAGGAGUAGCUCAUCGAUCUUAUAAGAGGAGUAGAAGGUCUCUUGAUUUCUUGACAUGAGAUUCUCCUCCACAUGCUAAUGAUGAUAUGUCUUGCUAUAUUAUAAGGAAAAAUUUGUAAUUUAAUGUUUCAAUUAGCUCAACUCUCCCCACUCAUUUUGUAAACUUCGUUUACCCUUUUUUCAUUAUUGUUUCAUAUCUGCAUAUCUGCAGAAACAUGAAGGGACCCAGUAGAUAAAUGGUGGGCACAUCUGCUUUGAAGUUUGAUCUUGAUCGCAUGGAAUAAAAU